AUAGCUACCAGUACAGUGCAGAGAGAGGCAACGCCAGCACAAGCUAAGAAGCUAAAACCCUAAGGCAUUUCCAGCCAUUGUCGUCCGCCGGAGGAUCGGAGCAGAGGCAGAGGCGGAAGCGGCCGAUGCCGGGGCCGGUGGUCGAGAUGGAGCCGGUGGAGCCGCAGUCGCUGAAGAAGCUGAGCUUCAAGUCCCUCAAGCGCGCCCUCGACCUCUUCUCCCCCGUCCACGGCCAGAUCGCUCCUCCCGACCCCGAGAGCAAGAAGAUGCGCAUCAGCUACAAGCUUAAUUUGGAGUAUGGAGGAGCUGGUGGGAAUGAGAGCCAGGCUCCCAAGGGGAAAGAGACCGGCGCUGCGCAGGAUCAAGGCCAACAAGUUGCUGGGGCUUCCAAUGCGCUUGCUCUUCCGGGUCCAGAAGGUUCUAGAAAUCCACCAAUGGAAAAGUCUCAAAAUGCUUUAACUGUUGGUCCAUCAUUACGACCACAAGGAUUAAACGAUGUUGGUCUACAUGGAAAAGGCACUCCUAUUGUCUCUGCUUCUGGGUCAUCAGAAAGGAAUUUUUCUACCUCAGCCAUUAUGGAAAGAAUUCCAAGCAGGUGGCCACGUCCUGUAUGGCAUCCUCCAUGGAAGAACUACAGGGUCAUAAGUGGGCAUUUGGGAUGGGUUAGAUCUAUUGCAUUUGAUCCUAGCAAUCAAUGGUUCUGCACUGGCUCUGCAGAUCGGACAAUCAAGAUAUGGGAUCUAGCAAGCGGAAGGCUAAAGCUAACGCUGACAGGACAUAUUGAACAGAUUAGGGGCCUUGCAGUGAGCAGUAAGCAUACUUACAUGUUCUCCGCUGGUGAUGACAAACAAGUUAAAUGCUGGGACCUUGAACAGAAUAAGGUUAUCCGGUCUUAUCAUGGUCAUCUUAGUGGUGUCUACUGCUUGGCUCUUCAUCCUACUAUUGACAUUUUGCUCACUGGGGGGCGUGAUUCUGUCUGUCGGGUAUGGGACAUCCGGAGUAAAAUGCAAAUUUAUGCACUGUCCGGACAUGAUAAUACAGUUUGUUCGGUCUUCGCUCGACCUACGGAUCCACAAGUCGUAACAGGCUCCCAUGAUACAACUAUCAAGUUCUGGGACCUUAGAUAUGGAAAAACGAUGACCACUCUCACUAACCAUAAGAAAUCCGUGCGAGCAAUGGCCCUGCACCCUAAGGAGAACUGUUUCGCAUCUGCAUCGGCUGAUAACAUCAAGAAAUUCCAGCUGCCUCGAGGGGAAUUUCUCCACAACAUGCUCUCACAGCAGAAAACUAUAAUCAACACGAUGGCAGUCAAUGAGGAAGGUGUGAUGGCUACAGGAGGUGACAAUGGGAGCUUAUGGUUCUGGGACUGGAGGAGUGGCCACAAUUUCCAGCAAGCUCAUACAAUUGUACAACCUGGAUCCCUGGAGAGCGAAGCUGGUAUAUAUGCUCUCUCCUAUGACUUAACUGGUUCAAGGCUGGUGUCAUGCGAAGCGGACAAGACCAUAAAAAUGUGGAAAGAGGACGAGCUUGCUACCCCAGAAACUCACCCUCUCAAUUUCAAGCCUCCCAAAGAUAUCAGGCGGUUCUAGUUCUUGGUGGCCAUCCUGUUACUGCUUGGCGACAUGUCCGUACUUCCAUGCAGCCUGUUGCUCCAACAGAUCUUCUGCAUCUGCUCUUCGAAAGAAAGCAUCUGUGGAAUGGCACACAGAGCCUGCAAAGAUAGUUCUAUGAACGUUUUCUUGAUGGAGCAGAAUUGAGCUGGAACGAAAACCAGAAGUCGGGGACAGCUUUGAGUUUUCCUUAGAUCAUGUAAUUGUAUCUCAAAUUAUAGUAGCUGUAUUCUGUACAAACGCUCCAGAAAGUUGUGAGGACAGCAUAAUGAUCGUUAUAGGAUGUUUGUGAAGGUCUAUGAACCUUGAAAA
Molecule: messenger RNA, 1922 nt
Organism: Syzygium oleosum
Lineage: Eukaryota; Viridiplantae; Streptophyta; Magnoliopsida; Myrtales; Myrtaceae
Product: protein pleiotropic regulatory locus 1
Exons: 17
Coding region: 126-1589 (487 amino acids)
Biological process (GO): mRNA splicing, via spliceosome
Cellular component (GO): precatalytic spliceosome; Prp19 complex; catalytic step 2 spliceosome
Molecular function (GO): protein binding
Source: RefSeq, a predicted model, not a curated record